AUGGCAUCGGCAUGUCCACGUACAGGACCUGAAACCACAACCGAACAUACCGGAAAACCCUCGGGUGGACGAGGAUGCCGCAUAAUCCGGCAGAAAGUUACCGAUCACGCCAAAGUACCGCCACCUCUGAGCAUUCGGACGGACUCCGUUACGAGGGGUCUUCCCUUAGAACCACGGGCCACCUACUGCCCGACCUGCGACCGCCGGGCCACCUACUGCCCGACCUGCGACCGCCGGGCCACCUACUGCCCGACCUGCGGACCGACCGCAUGCCGGCCGCGCCACCUAGCUACUGCCCGGCCUAUGAACGCCGGAUCGCAUACUGCCCGGCCUACGACCGCCGGCCCAGCGACUGCCCCACCUGCGACCGGACUCCGCUACUUCCCUUGGAACCACGGGACACCCCAAGCCACCGGAAAUUCCGCGAACAAAUCUCCUCCACAAACAGUACGGCGGAUAUAUAAGGCCGUGCAAUCCCUCGCUAUGGACCGACACGAGAUGGACGAACUCUUCGGGGAGAUAAGUACAAGCUCAGAGUCCGAAGCGAGCGGGCCUACUUUCGCACCGACCACGACGCCGCCGACGCCUGCUCCUGCCGAGUCGCCUCCAGCAACCCCGAGCCCGGGACUAUCCCGACGACCGCCGGGCAGGAACAUCAGUCCAGCGCUCCGACCAGUCGAACCGUCGGAAGGCGACCAUCCUGAUAACGCCGCCGGAGAUUAA
Camponotus floridanus (Florida carpenter ant) is the source of this 723-nucleotide messenger RNA. RefSeq names its product translation initiation factor IF-2-like. NCBI's taxonomy places the organism in Eukaryota, Metazoa, Arthropoda, Insecta, Hymenoptera, Formicidae. The record is from RefSeq and is a predicted model, not a curated record. The coding region runs from base 1 to 723 and encodes 240 amino acids. The transcript is spliced from 2 exons.